AUGGACAAGCCGAAAAGAGAGGCAAUUCUGGACCUCGCGAAAUACCAGAAUGAAAGAAUUCGUGUCAAGUUCACUGGUGGGCGCGAAGUUACAGGUAUCUUGAAAGGAUACGACCAGUUACUGAACCUUGUCCUUGAUGAAGUAACAGAGGAGCUACAGGACCCCGAGCCCCGUACACGUUCACUAGGAUUAGUCGUUCUCAGAGGCCCAACUAUCACCCUGCUGAGCCCCGUAGAUGGCUCCGCAGAGAUCGCAAAUCCCUUUGUCGCUCAGGAAUAG
Pleurotus ostreatus (oyster mushroom) is the source of this 279-nucleotide messenger RNA. It is a transcript of the gene LSM7, whose product is annotated as Sm-like protein lsm7. The transcript is spliced from 3 exons. The coding region runs from base 1 to 279 and encodes 92 amino acids. Gene Ontology annotation, biological process: mRNA splicing, via spliceosome; nuclear-transcribed mRNA catabolic process. The record is from RefSeq and is a predicted model, not a curated record. Gene Ontology annotation, molecular function: RNA binding. NCBI's taxonomy places the organism in Eukaryota, Fungi, Basidiomycota, Agaricomycetes, Agaricales, Pleurotaceae. Gene Ontology annotation, cellular component: Lsm1-7-Pat1 complex; spliceosomal tri-snRNP complex; catalytic step 2 spliceosome.